AGGGCCGCACAAAUGUCAAACGACUUCACUUGACGCGAGAUGGAUUCUCUCUCUUUGAUUCAUUAUGCGAAGCGCCGAUAGUAUAUUUUAGAAUUAAUUUGCUGUCUUCUGUGGUGUUUCACAGCCCUCGUAACACAACAAUGGAGUCCAACAUUAAGGAGAUAAUAGAGGAAUUCAUGGAAAGUGCGUUGGCGCAGUGGAUUCAGCUGUUUGAGAACAUGGUGGAGAGUGAGGACGGUGUCCCGCUCUACAGUCAGUACAUGGAGGUCAACUCUGUCUCCAAGAGUGCCCGAGAACGCUACCUGAGGCUGACCAAUGGCGUUUUCCUCAAUGAGGUCAUGAGGUUCAUAGACCCGAACCCCAAGGUGGAGCGGCUUUUCGACAGCGAGAGAGAUGACCACAUGCUCAGAGUCCAGAACUUUUCUAUUUUAAAUCGACACCUCCGAGCCUUCUACCAGGAAGACCUGCAGCAGUUGAUACUGAUGCCUCUCCCCAAUGUUGCCAUUCUGGGGCAGGACCCCCUAACAGAGGCAGCCGUGGAGGAGCUCAGGCGACUGCUGCUGCUUUUACUAGGAUGUGCAGUGCAGUGUGAAAAGAAGGAAACAUUUAUUCAGCAAAUCCAGUCUCUGGACAUUGAGACGCAGGCAGCCAUUGCCAGCUGUAUUCAGCAAGUGACUCAGGAUCCUCGCAUGGUGCUGCCGCUUCAGUGGGAGGAGCUGGUGGAAGAUGAAGGUGCAGACUUACAGCUGGUGUUUAGCUCCAUGGCCAAACAGAUCCAAAGCCUGCUGGCACACAGAGACACACAUCUGGAGAGGAUAGCAGAGCUCUGUCGGGAGCGAGAAACCCAGGCUGAUUCAAACAUGGUGUCCCUGGGUGGCCACAGCGAGGAGCCGCCCCAAGGUCUGGCGCUCCAGCUGGCAGACAGCAAGGCCAAACUCCGGCGCCUAAAACAGCAACUGGAGGAUAAAGGUGAUCAGAUUUUGGAUUACAAGCAGGAGAUUGAAACCAUGGAGGAGCAGCUCAGGAAGCUUCAGAAAGAGAACCGUUCUCUGCAGGGUGAGGUGAGGGGCAUGCGUGCACUGCGGGAUGAGCUGGACUGCGCCCGAGAGCGAGCUGCACGGUCUGAACAGCUCCAGACUGAGCUUCAGAGCUGUAAACACAGAUUGCGCAGCCUGGAGCUGACACGCACUCAGCUGAAGGAGCAGCAGCAGCUGUGUGCGGCGUUGCAGGAGACUAAAACUCUUCUAGAGGAACAGCUGGCGGAUGCUCGAGCCCGCUGCUCCUCGCUACGGGAGCUGGAGAGAGACAAUCUUCUGCUGCGUCAGAGAAUCAUGGACGUGGAAGCGGAGCGGGACACUGAGAGGCAGCGAGUUGAUGAGCUGCUGGAGAUGAACAUGAGCCUCGAGGCGGACCUGAGGCACAGCAGCAGCACAGGCAGCGCUCCCGCUCCAGUUGUUGCAAUUCACCACCGUUUCCUCCAAUCAGAGCUGGACUCCGACGAGGAGCUGAGCGAACUGAUUGACCAGAAGCCACUGAGCGUUGAAGUGGGCGAGGCUUCGACGCUGAGGCUGCUGGGAGCCGAGCAGGAGAAUGCAGAGCUGAGGAGACGACUGGAGGAGCUGCAGGCCCAGCAGGAGGUCAGAGUUCAGCGGCUGAAGGCUGAUUCUCCAGAUGCAAAGGACGAGCUGGCUGGAUUGGAGGUGGAACAUCAGAACACACUCAGGGAGUUACAAAACUUGAAGAAUGAAAAUGUCACUUUGAAGCAGCGCCUGGAACAGCUGGUGAUCAAACUGCAACACCUAGAAGACAAGAGGAAGGAGGAAAAUGUGAAGAAACUAGACAGAGAGGAGGAUGAGAAGGUGGUGAGAGGAGUCCAGGGUUCUGAAUCCUGCAGGGGAGAGGGGGAAGGAAGGGUGAGGAUGAUAGAGGAGAGGGAGAAAAGAGGAGAAAUCAUUGGGACACAGCGGGAAGCAGGGGUUGGUGAGGAAAUCCUCCAUGUUCUUGGGCGAAAAGAUGAAGCAUGUGAUGAGGAGAUCCAGACCAAGAGGAGGGGAGAGGCAGAGGGAGGGCAGAAAGAAAGGGAGAAACAGGAGAAAGUGAGUGAGUCAAAGAAAGACCAGACUGCAGCAAUAACAAGUUCAGAGAUCCAAAUAGAAGAUAGGACCACACCUUCACACCCGGCUGUAGGUUCCCUGUCUGGUCCUGACGUGGAGCUUCUGACAAAACAGCUCCAGGAGGCCCAGGAAGAGGCUGACAGACAGGUGACGGUGGCCCAGGACCUGAGAUCCAAGCUGGGAGAGCAGAGCAGGAAAACCUGGGAGGCUGAGCAGAGACUGGUGCUGCUGGAGGCCGAACUGCAGCGUCUGAAGAAAGCAGCAGAGAGUCUGGUGGAAGCUCGCAGGCAGAUAGAGGUCCUUCAGUCUGAGGGUCUGGUCAUGGAGGAGGAGUUGUGCCGCCUGCGGAGCCAAGCGGAGCUUCACAGGAUGCAGACGACGGUCAUCGCCACCCUGGAGGGAGAGCGAGCUGCACUGGAGAGAGACCGGGACGCUCUACGCAGCAGCGUGGACGCCCUGCGAUCCGCCCAGCGCAAGGGUGACCAGCUGGAGCUCACCACUCAGACUCUCAGAGCAGAGCUGGAACGUCAGGGCCGCAGCCUGGAGACUUCACGGCGUCGGGAGGAGGAACUGGAGGCGGAGCUCCGCGAGGCCGCCCUGGAGGCCGAAGCUCUGGCCAGGGCACGAGACCAGGCGCUGCUGGAGGCGUCGCGGCUCGAACAGGAGAAAGAGGUGUGUCAGUCAGAGCUGGACGGCCACCGGAAGGAGGGAAGGCAGAGAGAGAGGGAGGCGGCGAGACUGAGGCAGCAGCUGGAGAGCACGACCCUGGCCCUGGAGCACAGCAACCAGAGAACCCGUGCUCUGGACGCCGAACACAGGCGUGUGUGUCAGCAGCUGUCUGAGUCUAAGGAGCUUUGCACUCGGCUGCAGGACCUGGAGAAAGAGCUCAGCACUCAAUUAAGCAGCGUGGAGGAGGGCAAACAGCAGCUGCAGGAGCAGUAUGUAGAAGUUCAAGCCAAGAUUAGCUCACUGUCCCAGGAUCUAACCAAUGAGCAGGAACGCUCUCAGAAAUUGGCCUCCGAAGUCGAACACCAGAACCGUAAACUACAAAGAGCCGAAGCCGAACUAAAAGUGGCGACAGAUUCUCUCAGCGUGUCUCAGGAGAGAAUAGAAUCAAUUUCCCAGUGCCUUAAGAAAAGCGAAUCUCUUCUCCAGUUGGAAAAGAGAAGAGGAAGUGCGGAGUUGAGCGCUACGUCUCAUUCAAAUUCAGAAUCGUCGCUCACACAGGAGACGUCACCUCUGGAUCAAAACCCUGAAGCUGGCAAAGGUCGUGACCUUUUCAACACGCACGAUCAAACCACAGGAGAAGCAGAGAGGCAGCUGAGGGAGAGAGUGACAGAGCUGGAAAAAGAGAAAGCAGCGGUGGUUGCAGGACAAGAGGCUUUGCUGACACGGUUGUCUCAGUCCCAGGAGGCCUGUGAGCACCUUAAGGAGCAGCUGGAGGCUCUGCGGCGACACUCGCUCAGCCUGCAGGACUCCUGCACCAGACUACAGACACUCAACACCCAGCUACAGGUGGAGCAAGCAGCCCUGAGUUCCCAGCAUGCAGCGGUGUUGGCGCGCUGCAGCGACAGCGAGGCCCGGUGUGCUGCCCUGGAGGCCGAGUCCAAGGUGUGGGCGAGGGAGCGGGAGGAGUCGGUGGCCCGGAUGGAGGCUCUGAGGCGAGACCACGAGAGGAUGACGGCGUUGCAGCAGCGGCAGGAGGUGGAGCUGGAAGAGCUGCUGGACAAACACUCCCAACUACGCAGUAACAACCGCAGCCUGGAGGCCCAGCACAGGGAGCUGGAGGGCAGGUACAAGGAGCUGUUAGAUGGUAAAACCCGGCUGGAAGAGAGAGAGCAGGAGAUGAAGAUGGAGAGAGAGAAGAUGGAGGCAGAGGCCCAGAGGAGGCUGGAGAGAGAGCGAGAGCUGGAGAAGCUGAAAGAAGACAACGAGAGGCUGCAGGCCCAGCAGAAGGAGUGGUUGGCGUCGCAGGCCGAGCUGCUGGCUCAGGGCUCCGUGUUGAGGGCAGAGCUGAGCGCAUCCCAGCUGGAGAGGACUCGGCUGGAGGGGGAGCUGAGCGGCCUGAGGGAAACCAACCAGAGCCUGGACCUCAGCAGCGCCCGCCUCACCAGCCAGUACCAGCUGUUGACCCAGCUGAAGGGGAACAUGGAGGAGGAGAACCGGCACUUAGUGGAGCAGAACCAGAGUCUGCUGAAGGAGAACCGGGCCUUACUGGAGCAGAGCCUGGAGCGCCGUGACCAGCACUAUUCACAGCAAAAGGAGUACCAGGAGAAGCUGAGCGAGCUCCGGCGGGAGAAGCAGAAGUUGGUGGAGAAGAUAAUGGAUCAGUACAGAGUCCUCGAACCCAGCAUGCAGCCUCCAAGUAGCAAGGCCAAGAAAUCUAACUGGAUUGCAGACAGGAUGAAGAAGCUAAUCAAACCCCGGGGAGGAGGAAGAGAGGGACGCGCCCUCUUCACCGCCGCGGGCAGCGUGGAAAACUUGGCCGACAGCACUGAAUUUACAUCAGACACACACACACCUCAGCCUGACCCCCGCAGUGCUCCAGUGUCUCCUUCUCCCUUGAGAAAAGCUCCGUCAUCCCAGACGGAGCCGGACAUCUCGCUCCCAGGAACCCCCGCCACACGCUCCGGCUCCGGGGGCCGUCGUAAGCUGGGAUCCCGUCAUGGGUGGGGGCUGGGUUUGGCCAGAGGAGGCUCUGGAGUUUCCCAGUCCUUUAGUCCCGGCGACCAGAAAACAUAUCCACUGUUGAGGCUACGUUCCAGCCAGAACAACUCGACUGUCCUCUGGGAGGGAGAGAGAAGUGAAAGAAGUGCACCUCAGGAGGCAGAAGCACCGGUGAGCAGUCCGGAGGGUGCUGAGGAGGACGAAGGCAGAGACAAUCAACACUCCAGUGACGACACCGUGACGACUCGAGACACAACAGACUCACACCAGCUGAAUUAAAACCAAAGGUUUUAUAUUAUUUUCUCCCACUGAACUGUUCUUAUGCAUCUUCUUUUAUGUCUGAAUAUUUUAAACAUGAGAUCCUUCUAGUGUUUUUGAAUAUAUGAAUAAAUAAAAAAUUCUUCAAUCCAUGA
This is a messenger RNA of Amphiprion ocellaris (clown anemonefish), 5194 nucleotides long. RefSeq names its product coiled-coil domain containing 88B (gene ccdc88b). Gene Ontology annotation, cellular component: cytoplasm; centrosome. Bases 141 to 5060 code for a protein of 1639 amino acids. The transcript is spliced from 28 exons. Gene Ontology annotation, biological process: cytoplasmic microtubule organization; cytoskeleton-dependent intracellular transport. Gene Ontology annotation, molecular function: microtubule binding; dynein light intermediate chain binding. Lineage: Eukaryota; Metazoa; Chordata; Actinopteri; Pomacentridae. The record is from RefSeq and is a predicted model, not a curated record.